AAACCGGUGCAUCGGGAAAGAAAAAACGAGCUAAAACUCCCACCACGACGGUUUUUGAUUCUGUGACCCCAAAAAAUAAUAAAAAUAAUAAGUAAAUAAAUAAGCCGGAGAAGCUACGGAUCCGAGGCCUUGGACAGGAAAAGAAAGGAAAAAACUCGUGUAGUGUUGGUGGUUCGACCCUUUUCAAACCCUAAAAAAGUAGGGACUUAAGUGCUUCCAUUGCCUGCUCCUGAAAGCUCUCCAACUUCAUAAGAUCUUACCCAUUCUACCCCGCUUCACUCCCUCUUCAAUUCGCUCUCUUUUAUUUCACUGGUUUUCUUUUACUUGCAUUGAAGCGUCAGGACCGAAUUUAUCAGGGGAAGAGAGGAGCUUGAAUUUUUAUUUUUAUUUUGCUUUGCUUUUUCUCGUGAUCUGAAAAAUGUUCCUCGGCGACUUUGCCCGAGUCCAUGUUUGAGGAAAUUGCAGUUGGUGACAUUCCAUGUUUCAUGAACCAUUAACUCAUGGAUGCUGGAGGCAAUAAAUUUGGAGGAGGACCAAGGGAACUUAGUGGUGUUGUCGAUCUUAUAAGUCGAUAUAAGUUGUUGCCUCACCAUGACUUCUUCUGCAAGAGACCUCUUCCUUUGUCCAUUGCAGACACACAUUAUCUUCAUAAUGUGGCGGGAGAUACUGAAAUUAGAAAAGGAGAAGGGAUGCAAUUGGACCAGCUUAAUCAGAAUACAUCUUAUAACAGAGAUACUAAUUUCCGCAUACAACCUUUUGACUUUGAUAUUCUUAAAGAGGCUUUUCAGCUGAGAGAAACCACUCCCGUUGAAUUGCCACCGACUGAAAAAGGGAUGCCUACUAUUGCUGGGAAAUCAAAGAGUGAGGUCAAAGAUAAAGAGAGGAAGCAUAAAAAGCACAAAGAUAGAGAUAAGGAGAAGGAUAAAGAGCAUAAGAAGCACAAGCACCGUCAUAAAGAUAAAGAUCGAAGUAAAGAUAAAGACAAGGAAAAGAAGAAGGAUAAAAGUGGGCAUCAUGAUUCUGGUGCUGAUCACUUAAAAAAGCACCAUGAAAAGAAAAGGAAGCAUGAUGGAGAUGAAGAUCGUAAUGACAUUAACAGACACAAAAAAAGUAAGAGUAAGCUUGUAAAUUGACUGAAGAAUGCGUAGAAAGUGAAUUCUCUGACGGAUAUUUCAUGCAAGGUAUAAGUGGCUGAAAGUGGACCCUUUUCUUGUAUUAUAAUAGUGGGUAAUAUAAUUAAGAUAGCAUGGAAAACUUUGGAUUUUUUUUUUACUAUAUAGUUCACGAUGGGAUGACUCUUCGUUUACAACAUGAUGAUUGUAGUCUUAGCGUGAUUUAUUUUAAUCAUUGUGAUUUAGGGAUUCGGAGUAUUUUGUACGUAGGAAAGAAUAAUGUCUUAACAUAUUCUAAUGGGUUCCUGAAAAGUUGUAAUUGUAAGGCACAUGUUAUCACAUCAAUGUCAAUCCCUUUUUUUACCCUUUAA
This is a messenger RNA of Gossypium arboreum, 1483 nucleotides long. Its product is annotated as mediator of RNA polymerase II transcription subunit 19a-like. Gene Ontology annotation, biological process: positive regulation of transcription by RNA polymerase II. Gene Ontology annotation, molecular function: transcription factor binding; transcription coregulator activity. NCBI's taxonomy places the organism in Eukaryota, Viridiplantae, Streptophyta, Magnoliopsida, Malvales, Malvaceae. Gene Ontology annotation, cellular component: mediator complex. The transcript has 7 exons. The coding region runs from base 501 to 1133 and encodes 210 amino acids. The record is from RefSeq and is a predicted model, not a curated record.